Drosophila ananassae is the source of this 769-nucleotide messenger RNA. It is a transcript of the gene eIF1, whose product is annotated as eukaryotic translation initiation factor eIF1. Gene Ontology annotation, molecular function: RNA binding; translation initiation factor activity; ribosomal small subunit binding. NCBI's taxonomy places the organism in Eukaryota, Metazoa, Arthropoda, Insecta, Diptera, Drosophilidae. The transcript is spliced from 3 exons. Gene Ontology annotation, cellular component: eukaryotic 43S preinitiation complex. The coding region runs from base 116 to 448 and encodes 110 amino acids. The record is from RefSeq and is a predicted model, not a curated record. Gene Ontology annotation, biological process: translational initiation.
UGUCAGAAACACAUUUCCGAAAACUCACUCGUAAAACGUUAAAUUAAAAGUUCAGAUAUCAACAAAUCAUUUCAAAAAGUUUUUGUUUUAGGCUGUGGUUUGUUUUUAUUGUCGUAUGUCCAUCCAGAAUUUAAACACUCGUGACCCCUUUGCUGAUGCAAUCAAGGGCAAUGAUGAUGACAUUCAAGACGGGCUUGUGCACAUAAGAAUCCAGCAGAGGAACGGCCGAAAGACACUAACUACUGUGCAGGGCCUCUCGGCGGAGUAUGACUUGAAGAAGAUAGUCCGCUCCUGCAAGAAGGAAUUCGCCUGCAAUGGUACUGUAAUUGAGCAUCCAGAAUAUGGUGAGGUUCUCCAGCUACAAGGCGACCAGCGUGAGAACAUCUGUCAAUGGUUGACGAAGGUGGGACUAGCUAAACCGGAUCAGCUCAAGGUUCACGGUUUCUAAGCUUGCUCCUGGCGGAUCCUGCGGACGAGAACCGAACAAAACAACAACAAAAAGGUGUGAUUUUUCAUGCCGCCAUUUCAUUCUUAAGCUCUAAUAACACCAACAACAAUUAACCAACCAACAAAAUACCCCGAAACUUGCAAAAGUUCUUUGUUCAAAUUAAUUAAACGAAAAAAAAAAAACUCAAUUGAUAGAACAUUUAAAUGCGAAGUCAGAAGCAAUAGACCUAUACUGAGAACAAUGUUAUAAAUAAAAUUAAAUGUUCAAUUUAAAUAAAAUAUUGUCUGAAGGUGCUACUGAUAUAGCAUAAUGGGACGAAAA